UUAAGCAGCCGGAACCGGAACACCACCACCCUGCCUCCGCCUCGUGCCACUCCCUAAUAGCCACUCACUGGUCGGUCGUCGCUCCCGCUCCACGCACGCGCAGACAUGGGAAACACCGUGCCGCCGCGCGGGACCGGGGGGAGGCGUCCCAAGAACGUCGUCGCCGAGGUGGCGGCUGCUGCGGCGCCGAGGCGCGUGCUCGUCACGCCGCGGCGGGACGACGUCGAGGAGGAGGAGGAAGUGACGCGGCCGGGGCGUCUUCGUGGAGGAGUUCCACGGGCACGUGGCGGCGGGGCUGACGACGUCAGCAGCGCCCCGUCCGGCGGGGUGGUGAUGGUGAAGAUCGUGAUGACGAGGAAGGACGCGGAGGCGCUGGUGGCGAGGCUGAACGCGCAGAGCGCGAGGGAGCGCAAGGCCAGGAUGGCCGAGCUGAAGGGCGAGCUCCGGGCCGGGGCCGGCCGCGGCGGCGCGAGCCCGGCGUCGAGCCGGGACGCGUGGAGGCCCGGGCUCGCACCGAUACAGGAGAAUUAAUCAUCGUGCGUACCACUAGUUUGAGUGACGGAGAUCAGUUAGAAGCAACUUGUUAGCAAGUGUCCUGGUUGUGGACUUGUGGUUUCAGUAGUUAGGGAGUGUACAUAUAUAUGGUUGGUCGGUCACCCGGCUAUGUAUACAUGCAGUGGAAAGAGGUGGCAACUAGUUAGAUCAGCAGACAUAUUUUCCCCACUAUUCA
Molecule: messenger RNA, 730 nt
Organism: Phragmites australis (common reed)
Lineage: Eukaryota; Viridiplantae; Streptophyta; Magnoliopsida; Poales; Poaceae
Exons: 1
Coding region: 106-531 (141 amino acids)
Source: RefSeq, a predicted model, not a curated record